GCUCCAUUUAUCUAGUUCAUAAAUGAAACUCUAUGUCAUAUCUUCAUAUACAUUAUAUACAUAUAUAUGUGAGGAAGGAAUUAAGGACUAAAUGCUACUUAAUAUGAUUCAUCAGAAAUCAAAGCACAGGAAAAAUGUACAAUAUUGUCUGUGUGUUUCUGUAGCAACAACUGCCGUGUUUAUAAAAUUAUUGUUUAAUCUUUUCAAUAUCAGCUGAAUUUAUUAUAAAUUACUUGAUUUCAAAGAUAAUGGAAAACAUCUAGUUAAAAUAUGGCCUCUUAUUUUAAAAUAAUUGUAUGUAAAUCUAGAUUUUACAAAUGAGAAAAGUAUUGUGGAUGUUGACUUCAUUGGGCUCAUUUUGGGCUUCAUGUUUACCUUUAGUCAUGGUUGGAGCAUUCUGACCUUGUGUAGUUUGUUUAUGGAGUUUUAGAGAAUCUAAUAUUUCAAUCAAGUGACCCUGGCAGCCAAGCAGGAUCAAGUUGGGGCACGAAUCCAAAAUGGCUCCAAAAAUGUCCACUGACAUAAAUGCAAAAUAUUAAAAAUUGAGGCUGGCAGGACACAAUUUCAAUGGUUUCAGAGUUUAAUAUGAAGGCCUGAGUCCUUUUGUUGUAGGUGCAAAAGGCUUACCUUGAAAAGAGAAUUUCCUCAUUGCAGUAACACAAGGAACAUGUACUGUGUAUUCUAAAAAUAUAAUUAAGAAUCUGAGAGAAAAUUCAUUAUACUUAUUGCACAUUGACCAUCAUUACUUAACCUUUCUAAACUCACUUAGAAGUGAUUUUAGUAUAGAGCUGCUGCUCAAAAAUGGCUCCUGCUGUUGUUGUCAAAGCACUUGUGCAAGAAAAUAAGUACCACUUGCCUUUAAAUUGCACUAAAGGCACAAAGGGUUUUUUUAGUGGUAGGCCACAAAUCUGGUGGACCAGAAAAGUAAAAAUCAGCAGAGCUUGCUGCCUCUUGCCUUAUUAGCAGUGCUUUUCAUGGAGGUGUGAACAUCUGCAACUCUGAAAUGUGUUCCAAUGUCAUGAGGUUUUUCAGCAGACUUGCAGGAAUUAUUAAAGGAAAAUGCUUCUUAAUGCUCUUGUGACCUAAUUCCCUAGUCUGUUUUUAAUGAAACUGGGCAAUUCUCUUUGUUUUCCUUCUACCCCAGUGAUAAAUGAGGCUUUUUGACUUUUCAGAUUCUAGGCCAAACUUUUCUCUUGUGGGGGAGGGAGGCAUAGACUUCCCUGAUUCCGAGUCCUUCUGGAAAAUUUAAUCUGAUCAGAAAAUGCUUUCAUUUUCUCUUGGAUUUGUAGUCAGCUUAGUUCUGUAUGAUGCAUUUGACUCUGCUUUCACACGGACUGAGUGCAGCUUGCAAAUUUAGGGUUGAGAAAAAGAGAAAGUCUGUCUCGUUACCUCAUGUGCACUUACAAAUGAGGUGGAUGAACUUGUUUUAUCUUUAAGAACUCAAAAUGCUGGGAUGGGAAGAACAUAAAUAUGCGGCUUGUGUUUGUUUUGGGGAUUGGUUGGUUGGGUUAGUUUUGUUUUUUUUUUUAAUUCUCCUGCCUGCCCCAGUGCAUUUUGUGUGUGUGCACCCAGAGCAGAAUCAGUAACAGCUCCUUACCCUUUCUUUUUCACCUAAUCUUCAGUUUCUCCAGUGCUGUAGUCUGGGUUAAAGCGUGUAGCUUCCCUAUGCAUCCUCCCACAGCCAUGGGAAAGGCAGCACAGAAGGCCUUUUUCGUGUGUAGCAGAUGCACUGAAUCUCCUGGGGGACUGGCUAGGAAAGAGACAAAAAAUCUUCCUCCGGGGUGCCCUGACGGGUAUCCAGAACCUUGGAUGGGCUCGGGAUUGGUCCCAUCGCUCUCACCAACCUGACAGUUCGGACCAUGGCCCGUCUCCUGCCGCCUUUCCCGCGGUGACCCAUUGAGCAAGGCCUGCGGGCAGCCCUUCGGGGCAUCUCCGGCGGCAGCUGCUGGCCUGGCGCAGCUGAGGCUGUGGAGGAGGGCCUGUUGCGCCAGCAGCAGCAGCAGCGGGGGAGGAGGAGCCGGAGCCGUGCAGCAGACUGUGCCCGCUCGGGGCCGCGGCGGCGAGAGGCUGCGCGGGGAGCGGGUCCCUGGCCGUGCGCCCGCCGUGCCGCAGGUUUGCAGCAAUGGUAGGGGAAGAUGUAAAUGACAGUGAAGAUUCUGAACCAUCACUAUGUGAGAGAAAUGGCAUGAUUCCUAUGCAUGAGCAAAGUGAGCAGGCACCAACAGGAGGUGCCAAAGGUACUGAUGGGAAUGCACAAACAGAAGAAACUGCUCUCUUGAACCAUUGCACUCAACAACCUCCAGAACCAACAGCAGGGUCUUCAAUACCUGCAAGAACAUGGAGGCAAAUAUUUGCUUGUCCUCCUCAGGGUUUACUGGCCCAAACAGUGACAAAUGUUGCAUUUGUGGUUCUGGUUUGGGCUGUGGCUUGGUCCAUAACUGGGGCUGAGUGUCUCCCAGGUGGAAAUCUCUUUGGAAUUCUGUUUCUUUAUUUCUUUGCUGUCAUCGGAGGUAAAAUUUUUGGAUUAAUUAAAAUACGAACACUACCCCCUCUCCCUGCUCUUCUGGGGAUGCUACUUGCUGGUUUCCUAAUCCGAAAUACCCCGUUCAUCAGUGACUUUGUCCAGAUAAACCUACGCUGGUCUGCAGCACUGAGGAAUAUUGCUCUUUCCAUUAUCUUGACCCGAGCAGGACUUGGCCUGGAUCCAAAGGCUCUUAAGAAGCUCAAAGCUGUCUGUUUACGGCUUGCUUUCGGACCGUGCCUCUCAGAAACAGGCACAGCUGCUGUCCUUGCCUACUUGUUCCUGCAUUUGCCAUGGCAAUGGGGAUUUAUAUUAGGUUUUGUUCUAGGUGCAGUCUCCCCUGCUGUGGUGGUUCCCUCCAUGCUGAUUUUACAAGCUGGGGGAUAUGGGGUGGAGAAAGGUGUCCCAACUUUGCUAAUGGCAGCUGGAAGCAUCGAUGACAUUCUGGCUAUCACAGGCUUCAACACAUGUCUUGGGAUGGCUUUCUCUUCUGGUUCUACUCUGUACAAUGUGCUCCGUGGAGUGCUGGAGGUCGCUGUUGGAAUAGCAGCUGGGGGAAUUCUGGGAAUGUUUAUUCGAUAUUUCCCAAGCCAUGAUCAGGCAUCUUUGGCAUGGAAGAGAUCAUAUUUUGUGCUUGGACUGUCCAUGUUUGCUGUUUUUGGCAGCAUCUACUUUGGCUUCCCUGGAUCAGGAGGGCUUUGCACAUUAGUCUUAGCUUUUGUUGCAGGUGUGGGAUGGUCUGAUGAAAAGAGGGAAAUAGAAAAAAUUGUGGCAGUUGCAUGGAAUAUCUUUCAGCCUUUUCUUUUUGGUUUAAUUGGAGCAGAAGUAUCCAUUACAUCUCUUAGGCCUGAAACUGUUGGGCUCUGUGUUGCUAUAUUAGGCAUUGCCCUAGUUGUGCGAAUCAUAGCAACGUUCCUGAUGGUGUCUUUUGCUGGGUUUAAUUUCAAGGAGAAGGUAUUUGUCUCACUGGCAUGGAUUCCCAAAGCCACUGUCCAGGCUGCAAUAGGUUCUCUUGCCCUGGAUACAGCAAGACGACAUCAAGAUGAACAACUGGAAAAGUAUGGAAUGGAUGUACUGACAGUGGCUUUCUUGGCUAUCUUGAUCACUGCUCCAAUUGGAGCCCUGGUUAUCGGCUUGGCAGGGCCCAGACUUCUGCAGAAGGCUCAGACAAAUAGCAAGGAGGAUGAGGAAGGUGCAGUGGUUGGAGAAGAGGCAGAGGCCUGUGAACCUUCGUAAGACAGACAGACAGCUACAGCACUCUGGUCCUUCAACCCUGACACUUUUGUUGAGUAAAGACGGCAUGUCUAAUCUUGCUGGAGGAACAUAAAACUAUCAGUCACCCCUGCUAUUUUUAAAGCAGCCCUGGUGAAGUUCUAUAAAAUAUUUUUAUGUGAAGAUGGUGCCUUGAUAUGAACUAGCUGAACAUACAGUGAACAAGAUGACUUGGGAGUGAGUCACUGAGAAGUUAGCAGUCAAGAGUUACUUGAAAUGUGUGGGUGGUGAGGCCAAGGAGAGGGUCAGAAUUGUUGAGGUGUGGAGUGGAGUCAUGAGGUAGAAUAUAAGCAAAAAAAAAUGGAGACUAAUGUGAAUAACUGCUUGAUGGUUGAAACUGGGCUGUGAGAUGAGAAGUUAUACAACACAAAGAAAGCAACUUCAAAAUAAGAGGUUGCUGACACAUAAUGAACAAGUCCUGCCAUCA
Molecule: messenger RNA, 4220 nt
Organism: Motacilla alba alba
Lineage: Eukaryota; Metazoa; Chordata; Aves; Passeriformes; Motacillidae
Product: sodium/hydrogen exchanger 9B2-like
Exons: 12
Coding region: 2123-3757 (544 amino acids)
Biological process (GO): proton transmembrane transport
Cellular component (GO): membrane
Molecular function (GO): antiporter activity
Source: RefSeq, a predicted model, not a curated record